Messenger RNA from Aethina tumida (small hive beetle), 2322 nucleotides. RefSeq lists its product as uncharacterized. The record is from RefSeq and is a predicted model, not a curated record. Gene Ontology annotation, molecular function: copper ion binding; oxidoreductase activity. The coding region runs from base 123 to 2165 and encodes 680 amino acids. Gene Ontology annotation, biological process: iron ion transport. Lineage: Eukaryota; Metazoa; Arthropoda; Insecta; Coleoptera; Nitidulidae. Gene Ontology annotation, cellular component: plasma membrane. The transcript has 11 exons.
AUCGCAUUUAAAUUUCGGCCGCUCCGGUACGACGUCAGUACGUGUUCCCGUGCUGGUUUGUGUGUGUGUGCGUGUGUGUUGGGUUCUUGUCUUGCAUGGGACGACUUUGAAUUGAGAGAGAAAUGAUGCUGAUACCCAUACUACUGCUGGUGGUUGCAGGUCUUGCUCAAUCCGAAACGUUGUACAAAGAAGUCGUAGCUGAUAAUUCCACUGAAGUCCAAUUAGAGUAUGUGCUGUUGGACGGUGAGAACCCUUGCAAGAGAAAAUGCAUCAAGGGCGCCGCCCCCAUGGUAUGUCGGUACACCUUCGAGGUUGAAUGGUACGAAACGUUGACCAAGGCCUGUUACGACUGUCCUAUUGUGGCUGACGACUGCUUCAAGCCGGAUUGUGUACCGGCUGAUGGGUAUCGACGUCCCAUUCUUGUGGUCAAUCGUAAAAUGCCGGGUCCUUCCAUAGAAGUCUGCGAAGGGGAUCAAGUAAUAGUGGACGUCGUCAACGAGCUUACAAGCGAAACAACGACGAUCCACUGGCACGGCCAACACCAGAAAGGUUACCCCUACAUGGAUGGUGUCCCUUAUGUGUCCCAGUGUCCGAUUAUGCCCGGUUCAACGUUCAGGUACGACUUCAAGGCCGUGAAUCCCGGAACCCACUUCUGGCACUCCCACAGCGGCGUACAAAGGGCCGACGGUGCUUUUGGGGCGCUGAUUGUGCGCCAACCCGCCGAAGAUGAUGCCCACGCCGGCCUCUACGACAACGACAACUCGCUGAUGACGAUCAUCGACUGGGACGCCGAAAUAGGGAUGAAGAAGUUCGUCUCCCAUCACCACAGCAUUGGCGACAACAAACCGUCAACGUUGUUGAUCAACGGCCUGGGGCUGCCUGUCAAUAGCCAACCUAGUGUUGAGGGAGCCCUAAAUUUGACCGCCAGGUUCUUCGUCAAUCAGGGGGAAAGGUACAGGUUUAGGUUGAUCAACGCAGGUUUCCUAAACUGUCCAAUAGAAAUGUCCAUUGAUAAUCACACCAUUGCUGUUAUCAGCAGUGACGGAAGCGAUUUUAAACCAAUUAAUGCCACGUCUUUGGUGACCUACGCAGGGGAACGUUUCGAUUUCAUAUUGAAUGCUGAUCAGGCAGCUGGAUUGUACUGGAUCCGCUUCCGGGGUCUCAUGGACUGCGACGAGAGGUUCACCAGCGCCCACCAGGUGGCAGUUUUGCAUUACAAGGAGGCUGACAGCUCCGAGUCGGAGUUUCCGGAGGGUGAUCCCAGCUAUGAGACUUCUCACAACGAAGGAGUGCAAGUGAAUGCUCUGAACAAAGGCACCGAAGACAACAUCACUGAACACGUGCCCGUCCCCCGUUUCGAGUCGCUGAAACCGUGGGACGAGACGCUGCGUACGAAGCCCGACCUCCAGUUCUACAUCGCUUACGACUUUUACAGACUGAACAACCCUCACUUCCACAAGUUCCCCGAGUACGGCUUCUACAACGUGAGUCAGCCGAAUCGAGUGCUCACACCGCAGAUCAACCAUAUCUCGAUGAAGUUCCCCAACUUCGCUGUGAUGCCGCAGAGGGAUCAGGUCAAGGAUUCGAUGUUUUGUAACCAGAGCACCGUCUCCAACUGCGUGGAGGAGUUUUGCGAGUGUCUCCACGUCAUGCAGAUCCCUCUCGGUGCUGUCGUGGAACUGGUUCUGGUGGACGAAGGAUUCGCCUACAACGCCAACCACCCCCUGCACUUGCACGGCUACGCGUUCAGGGUGGUGGCGAUGGAACGUCUGGGGGAGAACACCACCGUCGCCGAGAUAAAGGACCGGGACGCGAGGGGUUUGAUCAAACGCAACCUCCUCGACGCCCCACUGAAAGACACCGUCACCGUUCCGGACGGUGGAUACACCAUUGUCAGAUUUGUUGCUAAUAAUCCAGGUUAUUGGAUUUUCCACUGCCAUAUAGAGUUCCACGUGGAGUUGGGCAUGGCGUUGAUUUUCAAAGUGGGGGAGCACGACGACAUGUUGCCUGUUCCUAAAAAUUUCCAAAAAUGCGGCGACUACAUGCCCUCACAAAAUGACGAGUCAGAAAACAACUCUUCACCCUCUGUCCCACCUAAAUUAGCUUUACCAUUUGGACUGAUUUAUUUGUGUAUAUGCUUGUUAAAUAUUUUAUUUGUUAAAUGAAAUUAAAUGCUUAUUUACUUAAUUAAUUAAUUGGACAUUUAUUUUUUAAAUUGUACAUAAUUUUUUUAGUUUGGACAAUUAUAGUUGUGAUAACUUUGAUAAAAUUGGUUGUGUAAAAGUUUAAUUUAUAAUUAUUAUGUGAUAUUAUUGUUAAGAA